Nylanderia fulva is the source of this 12344-nucleotide messenger RNA. Lineage: Eukaryota; Metazoa; Arthropoda; Insecta; Hymenoptera; Formicidae. The record is from RefSeq and is a predicted model, not a curated record.
UUAUGCAUUAUUAUAUAUUUUUUAUCUUAUUCAGUAAGACUCUAAAGUCUAAAAACGGUAAGUUUGAACAAUCAUGACAUGAAGAGAGGUUUGAAAGUAAUUCUACAUGUGUUAUUUCAACAAAAUUAUCUUAAAUUUUUACAUCUAAAUUACGCACGUAUAUAAUAUUCUCUAAUUAGCCUAACGAUUGUGAUAAGAGACGUAAAAACCCGAUUACGCGAUGGAGAUACCACAUUGCACACAAGAGAAGAGUAGAAUUCAAAGAACAGAAAAAGCUGCGGAACAAGAUAAAAACGAUAAAGAAAUCGAUAUCCAUAAAUAUUCGGAACCAUGCAUGAAAUCAAUAAAGCGAAGCGACAUGUUUGACGAGCUGCACGUCAGAAAAUCUCGUAAAAAACAUUGCGAUUGGAUGAAAUCCAAUUCCGAUACGUAUUGUCCAAAGUUAUCUAAAAAAUAUUACAUGCAUGAAAAAACUUUCGAUCGUUUGAAAAAAUAUGUCAUAGAUGAACCGAGUGUUUCUGACUUGCCGCAAGAAUGCGAGACUUUAUCAAGGAGUGUCGCUGCACCAAAGAAACCGGAAAAAAAGGAAAUCAAACUCGAAAAGGAUGAUUAUUAUACAUCGCUACGUCGACAGAGAGCCGAAUUUCGGACACAUCUGAUUCGAAAGAUUAAAGGACCGGAAAAACGACAGGAAAUGUGUCAAAAUUGUGUAGCAAAAAAGAGAAUAGUUUUAGACGAUGAUGAUGACGAUGAUGUUUGCGAACGAACUUCGAGCAGCGAUAUCGCUGUUCAGGACUGGCUCACGGAAGAAGACAAGAAUCUUUUGAGGUAUUAUUACUACAUUCUUCAUGAGGUCGAUGAUGUUUACGCAGGCACCUUAGAUUCUGACACGUUAAAGAAGAUAACAAGCAUGGUGUCUACUGAAUGGCAGGAGAGACACAAGGAAUGUUUCGAUCAAUUGAUCCAGGAAUUGAAAAGCGACUAUAUUACGAGCAUGAAAAAGUCCAUCGUUGAUUUUGCGCUACAGGAACCUUUUGAGGAAGCGUACAGUAUCUGUGCACCAGUUUCAAAGAAGGGAAAUUUACCAUCGGCGGACGAUCCGCGAUAUAAUAAAUUCUUUAAUUGCCUUGCUUAUGUCAUGGAGGAUCAAUUACGAGACUUGUGUUUGCGUUCAAUGGAGGACUAUAUCGACUAUCUUACUGACGUGGGUUACACAAAUUGUGGCUUUAACAUAGACGUUGUGGUGAGAAAUACGUCUAUCACUUUUGAUCCCACAUUCAAUACGUUCGUAAACGGACUUUCAAUGUUGUUGAAUUCUUUUUACGACGCUGUAACUACAUUACCACGAGCGGAGAUAAAAUUGGAGUGGGUUUAUCCUGAUACUGGUGCGCCUGAAUUGCUCAAGCCAAUAAUUUCUUCAGAGCUCCUCGAGCAGCACGUAAACAUUAUAUCAAACUUAAUUCAACAAUACAAAACUGAUCCGGAAUUACAACUACGCGAAUUUGAUAAAUAUAUGAGCUUAAUAAACGGCGAAAAUGUUCAGCAAAUUCAGGACUUUUUAAAAGCACAACCACCUAAUCCAUAUGAAAAAUAUUGCGAAUUCAUCGAUUAUUACGAUCAACUAAGCAAGAAUGUACGGCUAGAAUUUUAUUGGACGUCUUUCACCGAACUCUUUGAAGUUCACAGACAUUAUAUUAUUGAACAUAUUGCUUCUACAGCUGCUAAUUUAAAGGACGAAUUAAUCUCAAGAAUGGUUGCCGAUUAUCAGCAAAAAGUUCGAUCUAUAGGAGAUGUUUAUCAAAACAUUGCGGAUCAUGCAUUAAGUAUACCACCCAAUACAUCAGAACUCAUGAAAUUGCAAGCUUUUAUACAUAAAUCUGAAACAGAAACAGUUUUUGAAUUAGAAACUCGAUUGAGAGAAGUAAUGAAAUAUAUAAUAUUUUUAUCGGAUUAUCAUCAUUUAACGCCGGUCGAGUUGAAGAGCAACAAUUUUGCUUUCCAUUGGUAUCACAAAAUGCCUGAAAUUUUCGAAAAGCAUCGAGAGAUAGUUGCAAGUAAAACAGGCGAAUAUCAAGCGACGCUCAAAGCUAGAAUCGAAAGAUUCGAGCAGGAUCUUCAAAUUUACGAGAAACACUGCAACGAGUUACAAUACUGGGGUAAUAUCGAGGAGAUACAACGAUACAAGAAGAAAGCUACGAGUCUCGAUAACAAACUGGUCGCUGCUAUGGAUAUAAUCGCCGAAUUCAACGACGAGGAGAAAUUAUUCGGCUGGGAAAUUUCACAGUAUCCCUUGAGGAAGAAGGUAGCCGAGAAAUUGACACCUUACAAAAAAUUCUACGACAUCGCCUGCGAGUUCUUGACUAACUAUGAAAUGUGGACGGAAGCUAUGAUAGGUUCUUACGAUCCCGAAAUGAUUGAAAACGAAACCGGUAUCGCGUAUCGUACGGUGUACAAGCUGGAGAAGGCCUUUCAAGAACCCACGGUGAGAAAGCUGGCGGAAAUUGUGAAAACGAGAAUCGAGGAAUUCAAGGAGCACAUGCCAGUGAUAUUAACUCUCGGUAAUCCUUCCCUGAAAAGCCGUCAUUGGGAGCAAGUCUCGGAGAUUGUUGGGUUCCCGAUAAAAGUCGAUCAAUACAUGACGUUGGCUAAGAUUCUCGAUUAUGGAUUAGGCGAUUACGUGGCGAAAUUCGAGACAAUAUCCGAGGCAGCCACUAAAGAAGGCAAUCUGGAGAGAGCCUUGUUUAAGAUGUAUUCCGACUGGGCGGAUAUCGCGUUCAUUGUUAAUCUUUAUCGCGAUACUGGCACAUAUGUUAUUGCCAGUGUGGAUGAAAUACAGCUAUUACUGGACGAUCACCUGACGAAGGCCCAGACCAUGAAGAAUUCUCUGUACAUAAAGCCAUUUGCGAAAGAAACUCUGGAAUGGGAAAACAAAUUGCUCUUGCUGCAAGAUAUCAUGGAUUAUUGGCUAAAAGUUCAAGCGACGUGGAUGUAUCUUGAACCAAUUUUUUCAUCACCCGAUAUACAGCAACAGAUGCCGGAGGAGAGUCGACGAUUCAGUGCCGUAGACAAAAUUUGGAGAGAACUUAUGACAAUCGUUGCUGCUGAUCCAGCAGUCAUGAUUGUUGUCGAGAUCGACAAGAUGCUAGAUCGCUUGAAAAAAUGUACCAAUCUGCUUGAAUUGGUGCAAAAAGGACUUGCAGCUUACCUAGAGAAGAAAAGGCUCUUCUUCCCACGAUUCUUCUUUCUUUCUAAUGAUGAACUCUUAGAAAUAUUGUCCGAAACCAAGGAUCCCACACGAGUGCAGCCGCAUUUGAGAAAGUGCUUUGAAGGCAUUGCAAAGUUGAGCUUUACCGAGAAUAUGGAGGCCAUAGCAAUGAUAUCAUCCGAAGGAGAGGAGAUUGUUCUUGAAGACAUAAUCGAUACGGCCGCUGCACGCGGACAAGUGGAAAAGUGGCUCCUCGAACUUGAAACUGAUAUGAAAAAAAGUGUGAAAGCUCAGGUGAUACGCGCUAAAAAUGCUUUCGUGACUAAAGCUAGAAGUCAAUGGGUUUUGGAAUGGCCGGGUCAGACCAUUCUUUGUGUUAGCAAACUAUACUGGACGGCAGAUGUUACUAACAAGCUUCCGAAGGGUCUUGAAAGCUUAAAAGAUUAUGUGGAAAUGUGCACACACGAAAUUAAUGAAAUCGUUAAGUUUGUUCGUGGUAAAUUAUCAAUACAGAACCGGACGACUCUAGAAGCUUUAGUGACGCUUGACGUUCACAGUCGCGACGUCUUGGCGCAAUUAUUCGAGCAAGGUGUGAAUCAGGUCACGGACUUUAAAUGGCUUUGUCAACUGAGAUAUUAUUGGAUGGACGAAGACUUGCACACAAUGAUGAUAAACUCUACACUGGCUUAUGCAUAUGAAUAUCUGGGCAAUACGUCGCGGUUAGUAAUAACACCACUCACCGAUCGAUGUUAUCGCACUCUCUUCGGUGCACUUAGUUUACAUCUUGGCGGUGCACCGGAAGGACCUGCAGGAACAGGAAAAACGGAGACCACCAAAGAUCUAGCGAAGGCGGUCGCCAAGCAAUGCGUUGUAUUCAAUUGCUCGGAGGGGCUGGACUACAUCGCCCUGGGCAAAUUUUUCAAAGGAUUGGCUAGCACAGGUGCGUGGUCCUGUUUCGAUGAAUUUAAUCGUAUCGAUUUGGAGGUUCUGUCGGUUGUGGCACAGCAAAUCCUAACUAUUCAACGUGCUAUACAUGCGGAUAAGAAGACUCUGGUAUUCGAGGAUACGGAAUUGAAGCUCGAUCGUACCUGCGCGGUAUUCAUCACGAUGAAUCCGGGAUACGCCGGCAGAACAGAAUUGCCAGACAAUCUCAAGGCCUUGUUUCGACCAGUAGCCAUGAUGGUACCGGAUUACGCGUUAAUAGCGGAGAACACGCUGUACUCAUAUGGAUUCUACAAUGCAAGACCUCUAUCUGUAAAGAUAGUUAUGGCUUAUAAAUUGUGCUCGGAACAAUUGUCCAGUCAGAAUCAUUACGACUACGGAAUGCGAGCGGUAAAGUCUGUCUUAAUUGCAGCAGGAAAUUUGAAAUUGAAAUAUCCGCAGGAAAACGAGGACAUCUUAAUCCUGCGCAGUAUCAAGGAUGUCAAUUUGCCCAAAUUUCUCAGCGAAGAUAUACCCCUAUUUCACGGUAUUACCUCGGAUCUUUUUCCAAACGUGCAACUUCCGGAGCCGAACUACGUGCAUUUAAACGCAUCUGCGUCUCAAGCGUGCACCGCCGCGAACAUUCAAUGUGUCCCGGUAUUUCUCGAAAAAAUUCAGCAGAUAUACGAAAUGAUGUUGGUCAGGCAUGGAUUCAUGAUUGUCGGGUAUCCCUUUGCCGGCAAGACCACGGCUUAUAAAAUGCUAGCUGAUGCUCUUGAAAUUUGCGAGGAGAAGAAUUUGAUAAACGAGCGCAAAGUAGAGAUGACGGUGAUUAAUCCGAAAUCGAUAACGCUGGGACAGUUGUACGGACAAUUCGAUCCGGCGUCUCAUGAGUGGUCUGAUGGCAUUCUGGCUGUCAGUUAUCGGGCUUUUGCAACCUCGACGAAUGACAAUCGAAAGUGGUUGAUCUUUGACGGUCCGAUAGACGCGAUUUGGAUCGAGAGUAUGAAUACUGUUCUUGAUGACAAUAAGAAACUGUGUCUGAUGAGCGGGGAGAUCAUUCAGUUGGCACCGACGACCAAUUUGAUAUUCGAACCAUUGGAUCUGGAAGCAGCUUCACCGGCCACGGUAUCUCGUUGCGGCAUGAUUUAUAUGGAGCCUGAAGCGUUGGGAUGGGAGCCUUUAUUAAAUUCUUGGAUAGCGAAAUUACCGGAAGUGAUAGACGAAUGGUUGAGGACCUUCCUAUACGAAUCGUUGUUCCUCAGAUUUUGUAAACCUCUCUUUCAUUUAUUACGCCGUUGCAACGUAAAGGAAAUAUGUCCGAUGCCUGAUUCGAAUCUUUUACGAUCCAUCACUUAUCUCAUGGAUUGCUUCAUGGAUGAUUAUUAUAACGAAGAAGUUGUAAAGAACCUAAGCGAGCUUGAUCUGCGAGCACAGAUAGAGGGUUCGUUCUUUUUUUCGUGCAUUUGGGCGAUGGGAGGCACAUUAGAGGCCAAGUACAGGGAACAAUUUAGCAUUUUAUUUCGCGGGCUUCUGGAGAAAGAAUUUCCACUCGCCCUAAUGAAUGAAUUUCAGUUACAAGAACUAGUUCCACCGCCUUUGAAACCUUACAUCUUUAUCAUGCCGAAGCAUCAUCUGGUAUUCGAUUACAGAUUUAUCAAAGAGGGCAAAGGAAAAUGGAAACUAUGGUCGGACGAGUUAAUAUCCGCGCCGUCGAUUCCUCGUGACAUCCCAGUCAAUCAGAUAAUUGUGCCGACAGUAGAAACGAUACGAUAUACGGCGCUCUUUCAGAUGUUGGUCCAACACGAAAAACCAGUGCUCUUUGUGGGUCCGACUGGGACCGGAAAGUCCGUAUACAUAAUCGACUUUCUGCUGAAGAAAAAUAACGCUGCGGUGAAUAGACCAUUAUUGAUCAAUUUCUCCGCGCAGACGACCGCUAAUCAAACACAAGAUAUUAUUAUGAGCAAAUUAGAUCGCAGACGUAAGGGUGUCUACGGUCCUCCUAUAGGAAAACGCUGGAUCGUCUUCGUUGAUGAUGUCUCGAUGCCGCUGAAAGAAACAUUCGGAGCGCAACCGCCUAUAGAAUUGCUACGACAAUGGUUGGAUCAUUGGCAAUGGUAUGACAGGAAGGAAGAGACGAUGAUAAAAUUGAUCGAGAUUCAAUUAAUGUGCGCCAUGGCUCCGCCAAUUACCGGAAAAGAUGUCACACCGCGAUUCAAACGGCACUUCUUCGUUCUGGCGAUAUCCGAAUUUGAGGAUGACGUUAUGAUUACGAUAUUCAGCAAAAUCGUUUUGUGGCAUCUUGAUACGAGGGGUUUCAGCAAAGAAUUUGAUCCGUGCAUUGAUCAACUUGUUCUCGCAACGUUAGAUAUUUAUAAACAGAGCUUGUGCAAUCUGCUACCAACACCUGCAAAGUGUCAUUAUAUGUUUAAUCUUCGAGAUUUCUCCAAAGUGCUCCAGGGAGUGCUUCUAUCGGUUCCGGAAACGAUGCCCGCUCUCUCGAAUAUGAAACGAUUGUGGGUUCACGAGAUACUUCGAGUGUUUGGCGAUCGUUUGGUUGAUGAAACCGAUAUUAAUUGGCUAAUACAGCAAAUAGAUGUAACACUAAAAGAACGUAUGGAAGUUCCAAUGGAGGAGCUCUUCGAAGAUUUAUUGCCUAAAAAAGAACAAGAUAUUAAAAAAAUCACCAUAAACGAAUUACGAAAUUUGUUAUAUUGUGAUUUCAUCGAUGCCAAGGCGGAUAUACGCUUGUAUCAAGAAGUUAUUGACCUAGAACAAUUGCGAGAGAACGUCGAGACGUAUCUUUCCGAAUACAAUUCAAUGAUCAAGAAGCCUAUGAACUUGGUAUUGUUUCGGUACGCAAUCGAGCAUCUUUCGAGGAUAGCCCGUAUCAUCAAGCAACCGCGAAGUCAUGCUCUUCUCGCAGGAGUUGGCGGAUCCGGAAGGCAAUCUUUAACCAGACUGGCGUCGCAUAUUUGCGAUUACGACGUAUUCCAGGUCGAGCUUACGCAACAAUAUGGCAUGCAUGAAUGGCACGAGGAUAUCAAAACUAUUCUGAGAAAAGCCACUGCAACCGAGUUGCACUCGACUUUCUUCUUCAGCGACACGCAGAUUAAAGAGGAGAAUUUCUUGGAGGAUAUUAGCAAUAUGUUGAAUUCUGGAGAAGUACCCAAUAUAUACACGGCUGACGAGAAGACUGAGAUAUGUGAAAAAAUGAAACAUAUUGAUCAACAACGAGAACGAGCGUUACAAACAGACGGUAGCCCUGCAGCGCUUUUUAAUUUAUUUGUGCAAAUAUGCCGUGAUCAGCUACAUAUCGUUGUCACCAUGUCUCCAAUCGGCGACGCUUUCAGAAAUCGAAUCAGGAAGUUCCCGGCUUUAGUUAACUGUUGCACCAUAGAUUGGCUUCAGCGAUGGCCUGAAGAUGCUCUGCUAGCUGUCGCAACGAAAUUUUUAGCGACGAUCGAACUUACUGAUCAGGAAAGAAAAGCCAGUAUUGACAUGUGUCAAUUUUUCCACAUGUCCACUGAAAAGUUAAGCGAAGAGUUCUUCGUUCGUUUAAAAAGACGCAAUUAUGUGACACCUACCUCUUACCUUGAAAUGAUCAACACCUUUCAGAGUUUGCUUGCCAAAAAACGCGGAGAAGUGUUGCACGUUAAAGCUCGAUACGAAGGCGGAUUAGGACAGUUGGACAGUACGCAGCAUCAAGUAACAGAUAUGCAAGAUAUAUUAAAGCAAUUGCAACCGAAAUUAAUCACAGCCACGCAGGAUAUUCAAAAAAUGUUAGCCGAUGUCGAGAGAGAGAGUCAAGACGUCGCGGAAUUUGAAAAAGUUGUCAAAGUUGAUGAAGCUGCGGCACAAAUAGUAGCGGACGAAGCAGCUGUGAUAAAAGCUGAAUGCGAUGCUGAUUUAGCUGAAGCUAUGCCUAUUUUAAAUCGCGCUCAAGCAGCCUUGGACACGUUAACAUCCGCAGAUAUUGCGGUGGUGAAAGUAAUGAAACAUCCACCGUAUGGUGUGAAGCUUAUUGUGGAAAGUGUUUGCGUUCUCAAGCAAAUAAAACCGGAAAAAGUGUCGACGAAGGAGGGCAUGCACGUUGAUGAUUACUGGAAGGCUGCCUUGAGAAUGCUGAGCGAUGCUAAAUUUUUGGACUCAUUGCUCCAUUUUGAUAAGGAUAAUAUACCGGAUAAAGUGAUAGAAACGAUACGAAAUGAAUAUCUGACUAAUCCAGAUUUCGAUCCGGAGAAGAUAAAGAAAGUCUCGACGGCUUGUGAAGGAUUGUGCCGUUGGGUCAUUGCAAUGUCAGAGUACGACACAAUCGCUAAGAUCGUCGCGCCUAAGAGAAAAGCUUUGGCAAAAGCUGAAGCAGUCUAUCACGAUGCUAUAGAAAAGUUAAACUUAAAGAGAGAACAACUACGUCAAGUGCAGGAAAAAUUGUUACAUCUUCAAGAAACCUUAAACAAGAAAAAGGCAGAGUUUCAAGCCAUGUCGGAUCAAGUGACGGACUGCGAGACAAAACUAAAACGAGCCGAGGAUCUUAUCGGAGGAUUGGGUGGAGAAUAUGCGCGUUGGUCCCAAACUGCAAAACAAUUAGGCGACAAAUACCAUCGGCUAACAGGCGACAUAAUAAUCGCUUCCGGCGUAGUGGCUUACUUAGGUCCGUUCACCAUGCCGUUUCGCGUGCAACAGAUAAAUAAAUGGAUGCAAUUGUGCACGGAUCUGCAAAUGAUUUGCAGCCACGAUUUUCAGCUGCGCGAGAUACUCGGUGAUCCGGUUUUAAUUAGAACCUGGAUCAUCGCUGGAUUACCCGCCGAUGCGUUUUCCGUUGACAACGGAAUCAUUGUUAUGAAUGCCAGAAGAUGGCCGCUAAUGAUAGAUCCACAGAGCCAAGCUAAUAAAUGGAUAAGAAACUUGGAAAAAAAGAAUAAUCUAAGCAUUAUUCGGCUGAGCCAGCACGAUUAUAUAAGGACCUUGGAAAACGCGAUACAAUUUGGACAACCGGUAUUACUGGAAAACGUGGAAGAAGAAUUAGAUGCCGUUCUUGAGCCGAUACUUCUCAAACAGACGUUCAAACAGGCUGGUGCAUUAUGCAUAAAAUUGGGCGAUACCGUCGUAGAAUAUAACACUAAUUUUAGGCUUUACAUUACGACAAAAUUAAGAAAUCCUCAUUAUCUGCCGGAAAUAGCUGUGAGAGUAACUCUACUGAAUUUUAUGAUAACUCCGAGCGGUUUAGAAGAUCAGUUACUCGGUAUUGUGGUCGCCAGGGAAAGACCCGACUUAGAAUCAGAGAAGAACAUUUUGAUCGUGCAAAGUGCUGCGAAUAAAAAAAUGUUGAAGGAGACAGAAGAUAAAAUCUUGGAAGUACUUUCUACAGCAAAAGGUAACAUCUUAGAGGACGAGGAAGCCAUCGAUAUCCUAAUGGUGUCUAAAAAUUUAUCCGACGAUAUCCAAGUGAAACAAGCAGCCACGGAAGUCACAGAAAAAUCGAUUGACGCCGCGAGACUUCAGUAUCAACCUAUCGCAGCCUAUUCAACUAUAUUAUUCUUUACGAUAGCGUCUUUAACCAAUAUAGAUCCUAUGUAUCAAUAUUCGUUGGUUUGGUUUGUAAAUCUUUACAAUAUGGCUAUCAGCAAUACGGAGCCAGCCGACACUGUUGAAAAACGUCUGAAAGACCUGACCAAAUACUUUACAUAUUUCCUUUACGUCAAUAUCUGUAGAUCGUUGUUUGAAAAGGAUAAACUACUUUUCGCGCUGCUUCUCGUUAUCAAUUUACGCGGAAUAAGCGAUAUGCCGGAAACCGCGAGUCAAUGGUUGUUCCUGUUAACCGGUGGGAUAGGCUUAGAAAAUCCUCAUGUCAAUCCCGCAGAAUGGCUACCUGUUAAGCAAUGGGACCAGUUAUGUAGAUUGGAUAAUAUCAAAGGAUUCGAAGGCAUCAGAGAAUCGUUCUCUAAAGCUAUUAGCGAAUGGAAAGAGAUAUUCGACUCGAGAGAACCGCAGAAGCUAUCUUUUCCUUUGCCAUAUAAAAAUAUAAAUUUGUUCGAACGAUUAUUAAUUCUACGAUGUAUCCGACCUGAUAAAAUGAUCUCGGCUGUACAAUUAUUCGUAGAAGAAGAACUAGGCACUCAAUACAUGGAAGCUCCUCCUUUCGAUUUGGUAUCCUCUUUCGCGGAUUCGAACUGUUGCAUUCCAUUGAUAUUUAUCUUAACACCUGGCGCUGAUCCAGCGCAAGCCUUGCUGACAUUCGCCGAUGAGCAAGGUUACGGUGCUAAGCGUCUCUUCUACUUGUCUCUCGGCCAAGGUCAAGGACCAAUAGCGGAAGGUCAUAAAAACGGCGUUCAACACGGUAACUGGGUGGUAUUGCAAAAUUGUCAUCUAGCCAAGAGCUGGAUGCCGACCCUCGAGAAGAUCUGCGAGGGACUGAUACCCGACACGAUUCACCCUGAUUUCCGGCUGUGGCUGACCAGUUAUCCAUCGGAACAUUUUCCCAUCACGAUUCUCCAGAAUGGCAUCAAGAUAACGAAUGAACCGCCCAAGGGACUCAGACCUAACAUCUUGAGAUUCUACACGAGCGACCCGAUCAGUAAUUCCGAAUUUUUCGAAGGUUGUAUGCAGAGCGAGUACUUCAAGAAGCUCCUGUACUCUUUAUGCUUUUUCCACGCUGUCGUGCAAGAGAGACGCAAGUUCGGCCCGAUCGGGUGGAACAUCCCCUAUGAAUUCAACGAGACCGACCUGAGAAUUAGCGUUCUGCAAUUGAAGAUGUUCCUCGAUGAUUACGAGGAUGUGCAGUUCGAUGCUUUAAAGUACCUCACUGGUGAAUGCAAUUACGGAGGAAGAGUUACGGACGAAUGGGACCGCAGAACGUUGAACACAAUCUUGGCAAAGUUUUAUUGUCCAGAACUAUUAGCCGAUGAAAUAUAUUACUUCGACGUAUCGUCCACUAUUUACUACUGUCCGAUUAUCAGAGAAUAUGAGGCGUAUGUCGCAUACACGAGAAAACUUCCGAUAAUUACUGAGCCAAGUGUAUUCGGCAUGAACGAAAAUGCAGACAUCCUUAAAGAUCAACGAGAGACAAACCUAUUAUUCACUUCGCUACUGCUCACUCAAGAAGCUGUCAAACCUGGUUUGAGACAAGCGUCUGAUGAUGAGGUGGUUUACAACGUCGCGACAGAAAUCUUAGAUAAACUUCCAGACGAUUACGAUCUUAUUGCAGCACUCGCAAAAUAUCCUACGUUAUAUAGCGAAAGCAUGAAUACUGUACUAGUGCAAGAAAUGGACAGAUUCAACAAAUUAUUACAUUGCAUCAGAAAUAGCCUCAUCAAUGUACGAAAAGCUAUCAAAGGUAUGAUCUCAAUGUCUUUCGAACUUGAAGACAUUUACGAGGCAAUUUUGAUGAGCAAGAUACCACUUUUGUGGAAACAAAAUUCGUAUCCGUCUCUAAAGCCUUUGGGUAGUUAUAUUAGUGAUUUUCUACAUCGAUUAACAUUUCUACAGAAAUGGUACGAUAAAGGACCGCCCGUAACAUUUUGGUUACCAGGAUUUUACUUCACGCAAGCAUUUUUAACCGGAAUACGGCAAAAUUACGCGCGAAAGUAUCGGAUUCCUAUAGAUCUUCUCACAUUUGACUUUGUAAUUCUUAAAGAAACUGUCUUUACAUCCGCGCCAGAAGACGGUGUUUAUAUUUAUGGAUUAUUUUUGGAUGGCGCAAGGUUUGAUAGAAAAAUGUGCGUAGAAGAGAGCUUCUCCAAAGUGCUUUACGACAAUGUACCCUUUCUGUGGCUGAUACCGAAGAAAAAGCAGGAUAUCGAGGAAAGGCGAUCGUAUACUUGUCCGCUUUAUAAAACUAGCGAACGUCGCGGGGUACUGUCCACCACUGGUCACUCUACGAAUUUUGUCAUAGCCAUAUGGUUGCCCACGAUAAAACCACCAGAACAUUGGAUCAUGAGAGGAGCGGCUAUGCUUUGUCAACUCAGUGAAUAAAAAAAAUAUUAGAUCACGUAAAUGUCAAUUAUUACACUUUUCCGUCUAAUCAUUGCGAUAAUAGAUUAUGUGUAUUUUAUUUAAAAAAAAAUAUAUUAUUUUCGCGUAUACUCAUUUCUUAUCGCAAAAGUUGCCAAGAAUAUUUUUUUCAUUUAAACUAAAACUGAAUUAGAUACAUAAAAUAAAAGUGAGGUAUAUGUAUAUCAAGAUACAAUAUGUAAAAAGCAGAUUAGUUAAUAAAGUU